Messenger RNA from Loa loa (African eye worm), 684 nucleotides. RefSeq lists its product as hypothetical. The record is from RefSeq and is a predicted model, not a curated record. NCBI's taxonomy places the organism in Eukaryota, Metazoa, Nematoda, Chromadorea, Rhabditida, Onchocercidae. The transcript is spliced from 5 exons. Bases 1 to 684 code for a protein of 227 amino acids.
AUGUGCGGCAUGAAACGAGAUAAAUGCGCCCAUCUGGCGGAAAGGGAUGAUGAAAUUUCACGGUUGGAAUUACGAGUAUUAGAUAUAUCGCAAAAUAAGCUCGGUGAAUUACCGUUCGAUAUACGGUAUAUGUGUACAUUGGUCGAUUUUUGUAUCGAUUUCAACCCUCUCACAGCACCACCUGCUAAACUUUGCUCAAAGGGUCGUGAACAUGCAUUUAAAUGGUUGCGAUCACACGCUGGACGAACAAUUGAUAAUGCAACGAAAGCAUACAGUCAUACAUUUAAACGACCACUCACCAUAAAUGCAACAUUAAGAAGAGGACAAAAUAUAGAAAGUAUCGGUGAUGGACGUCGUUUUGAAAGGCGAUCACGUGCCACUCGCUUUAAUACUGUAGGUGGUAGUGAUUCUGGUUAUGCAUCAACUACUGAUGAAAAUCGUUAUUCUCGUGAGUUUCAACCACAAGUUGGCUGUUUAUUCAAUAUUAAUGAAGCUAAUCAACUGCAUCAUCAUCAUUAUCACCAACAACAACGGCAAGAGCAACAGCAACAGUUAUUGUCAUCCAAUUGGGAAGCUAUUGUCGCAAUCAAUGGCUUAGAGUCAAAGGAUAAUUCUGCUGAGAACAGUAAUGGUGACCUAUUAAAGGAAGUGAUGCAUGCGUAUGCUCAAAAGGUUCAAUUUUAG